UCUGGACACAUUAUCGUUCGAGAUCAUGGUCAAUGAAAAGUGACAGUAGUAUACGGGUACACGUUUACUCUAAUCAGGUCCGUGGACACGUUCUCCAUGCGAUUUUCAUUUCAGGUCCAAUAUGGCGGACGAAGUCGUAUUGGACAUGGGCGCCCGGGAGAAACCUCAGUCUCUGAUGGAGAAGUUUCGCGAGCGUUACAACGACCAAGAAGUUGACAAACGAAUCAAAUUGUCCUCUCAGAGGUGGGUGAGAGGUCUGAUGAUAUUUCAGGCCCCAACACAGCUCUUCAUGUUUCAUUACUACAUCAUCCCGUAUUUGUUUGAAGAUUACGACGAAUGGACACAGUAUUACCUCAAAGUUUUCGUCACGUACACCGCCAUACAGUGCGUUAUAAACUAUCUCUGUACUAUUCUGUACGAUACUAGUAUAACUAACACCAAAGACCGACCGGAUUUGCCCGGACUGACCGACCGCUGGGAAAACCCGCCCGAUCAUUUUGUGCCGCUGUAUAAUAACCAAAACGGAGGCGCUAUUCAGAUGCAAAUACCGGAAGAGGAAGAUGAAUCCGGAUUUGAAUGGAAAUAUUGUGAAAUCUGUAAAAUCUACAAACCGCCCCGAACUCAUCACUGCAACUUGUGUAAAGUCUGUAUUUUAAAACGUGACCACCAUUGUUACAUGGUGGGGAAUUGUAUCGGCUUUAAAAACCAGAGAUACUUUGUGGUUUUGGCAUUUUACGUGGCGUUAAUUGGGUUGAUUAGUGGGUAUUUCCAAUAUAGGUACCUACAAGUGUUUUAUUAUCCGGACAGUUAUUCUUGGACAGACUUCAUCCCUCCAGUAGCCUUUUACCGCUGGUUAUUCGGAACUGUGGACACCUUAUCCUUACACGUAUGUAUCAUGAUACUGCACGUGUACCUGGAGUUCCUAUUCGGAUUCAUUGGAUUUAUCUAUUUCAAUUCACAGUUGGCAAUUAUCUCGAAAGGAAAAACACUUUAUGAAAUGACAAAAUUUAUUCCUGUUCGAAACUUAAACAGUAUUAAUCGUAAUUUUCGUUCUGUUUUUGGAGAUUUUUGGGCUUUGAACUUCUUUUUCCCGAUGCAGUUGAUAUUCCGCCAGAGGGACGACGGUAAAAACUGGGAAGGUAUCAAACUCGAUCAUAAUGCAAAUCUACAAGCGAAAACGAACUGAAAGUGCGACAGUCUCCAGGGUUUGUUUAUUUUGUAAAAUUGACCAAGGAAUUAUUAUUCUACAAGACAAUAAAAAGUAUUUAUGGUUAUGAAAUAAAUUUUCUGCGUUUAUUAGAUUUAUGACAACAUGAGGCACCAUUAGUGGGCUACGUUUGUGUUGGAAUUUUUACAACAUAAAGCGCCAUAACCGAGAUAUGUUUUGCAACGGACAGUCUGAUUACUGUCUGAUUACAUGAAAAUGUAGGGAAAAAAUCGUUUACAGAUUUGUCGACCAAUCAGACUGCCCAAUGAAAACCCACUCUACGACAUAAAGCCCCCUACAUCCGACAGUCAAGUCAUUUCCCGCUAGUUCGACCGCUUUUGGUCCAUUUUCUGAUCUUAAAUCAUUGUCACACGGCAAUAGGUUAACACGCGUUGAUAUAGGGAUGCUUGACCAAAGUGUGUUACUGAAGUGUGUGUAAAUUUGGUAAUUUAGUCGAAUUGAACUGAAAUUCAAAGUUAAUCUAAGCUAACCCUAUCACUUCCGGUUUUCCAAGUGUUACACUUUGUUGAUAACCAGGAAUAAGAGCCAAUAUAUAAUGGUUUUUUUUUUCUGUAAAUGCUACCCUAUUGCAGACUCCUGUGAUUUUCCCGUGCAUUGUUAACACAUCUUGAUUAUUUAGUAACACCUAGACCUUACCGGUAUUCCCCUGUCAGGACUAACGGUUUUGACCAGAACAGGCCGCGUCGGUUAGCAUGAAAUGGUGAGAGACAUGCUUUGUGUACUCAAACUGGUCCAUUGCUUAGUGUUAAUAAUGUCAAAGAUAUAAGUAAUCUCGGUAAAUACAUUAAAUUUGUAUUUAAUACCGGCUCUCAUUUCAGUAUUAUCACAUGUGUGUAAACGUGUGCGUGUGUAAACGCGCGCGUGUGUGUAAACGUGUGUAUGAUUACAUGCAAUACUUUAACAUGUUUAUAUGUAUAAAUAUAUAUUUUGUAUCUUAUACACAAAUUGAUUUGAUAUGAUUGAUAUGCAUUCACGUCCAGUCAACACCCUCUCACAGAUGUGUCAAUUAGCAAUGGUGCGCGUGCGCAAAAUAAAAUACGUCCGGUAAAUAUAAUUAAAACAGAUAUUAACGCUUCCGUAAACGCAGGGUCACUGGUAAAUACCCAGAACUCUCAGAUAUCAAAGUAUGUUUACAAAUGCCGGUAAAACAUACACUAUAUUGUAUUUUUGUUUAUAUACUGUACAGUACAGAAAAGUUCCAAGCGACCGCCGUCGGCAAGGCGGCCUCCGUUUUAUCUAACACGAUAAUAAUAAUACGGAUCACGGAUUAUUAAGUUUAUACUUAUU
Pecten maximus is the source of this 2515-nucleotide messenger RNA. Its product is annotated as probable protein S-acyltransferase 6. NCBI's taxonomy places the organism in Eukaryota, Metazoa, Mollusca, Bivalvia, Pectinida, Pectinidae. Gene Ontology annotation, biological process: protein targeting to membrane; peptidyl-L-cysteine S-palmitoylation. Gene Ontology annotation, cellular component: endoplasmic reticulum; Golgi apparatus. The record is from RefSeq and is a predicted model, not a curated record. Gene Ontology annotation, molecular function: protein-cysteine S-palmitoyltransferase activity. The transcript has 2 exons. The coding region runs from base 122 to 1186 and encodes 354 amino acids.